Messenger RNA from Protopterus annectens (West African lungfish), 1527 nucleotides. RefSeq names its product surfeit 6 (gene SURF6). The transcript has 5 exons. NCBI's taxonomy places the organism in Eukaryota, Metazoa, Chordata, Ceratodontiformes, Protopteridae. The record is from RefSeq and is a predicted model, not a curated record. Gene Ontology annotation, cellular component: nucleolus. Gene Ontology annotation, biological process: ribosomal small subunit biogenesis; ribosomal large subunit biogenesis. Bases 108 to 1127 code for a protein of 339 amino acids. Gene Ontology annotation, molecular function: DNA binding; RNA binding.
UUUGGUUGCACAGCACAAAAUGUGCAAAGGGUGCCGGGAAUUAUAUAAAUGCAUGCAUUGCUGAAUUUAUUAGUGCAAUUUAUUUCAAGUGGUAACCCGAUGUCAGGAUGUCUAAUCUUGCUGCCAAAGAUGCCUAUCUACAGACUCUGGGCAAGAAAGUCUGUGCACAACAGAAUGAACAGCCAAGAAAAAGGCUAUUCGGUUCAGUGAGAGAUGGGUCUGAAUACCUCAGUAAGCCCCAAAAGAAGAAAAAGAAACGCAGAAGGGAUGGACCACGAGAAAGAGAACAACUGACCAGAGACAGUAAGAAUGUACCUACGAGACAAAUCAGGAAUGAAAACACAGAGCAGAAGCCAGGCUUUCCAGCUUAUAAACCAGAAACUAGUUCAUUUUCUGCUGUGGACAUCUUGCGUAAUAGACUUCAUGAAAAAAUUCAGGAAGCUAAGGGACUGGGCUGUACAGGAACAGGUUCAUCUGAAGAGAUGGAAAAGAAGCGACUCCGGAGAAAACAAGAGAGGGAGAGAAAGAAAAGAAAACGAAAGGAAAUUAGGAGACAAAAGAAGGUGGAAGCUGAAAGCUGUCAGAAUGAAAAUGCUGCUUCAGUGAGUCAAGGAGAUACACCUGCGUCUUCAAAGGAGCAAGAUGAAAUAUUUUUAUUCAAUAAAGUAGAGGUUCCUCAUGAUGAGCUGAGCAAACCUUUCAUGAAAAAAGAGAAAAAGAAGGUGAUCAAAGGGAAUAUUACACCAAUGACUGGGAAGAAUUACAAACAGCUUCUGAACCGACUGGAAUCCAGAAAAAAUAAAAUUGAGGAACUUAAGGAGAAAGACUGUAAAAAAGCACAAGAGCUAGAGAAAAAGAUAACGUGGACUAACGUUUUGUAUAAAGCAGAGGGACUUAAGAUCAAAGACAAUGAGGAAAUGCUGAAGGCUGCAUUAAAACGGAAGGAAAAACUCAGGGCCCAGCAUAAGAAGAAGUGGGAGAAGAGGACAGAGAAUGUUCUGGAGAAGAUGCAGCAGAGGCAGGAUAAGAGACGAAGAAACAUCGCCAAGAAAAAGAAAAUGAAAAUGGAGAAAAAGAAAAGAAGAAAGAAAGAUCGCAUAUUUCCUGAAGACUUGGACAAAGCCUAGUUUUAAAGGCAGUAACGGUUAUGUGGAUUCCAUUUACAAAAUCCCGCACAAGCUCAGAAUAGCUUUAACUUCCUUUAACCACUGCAUUAGAGAAAAAGUAAGCAGAAUGCUGUUCAGAUUAUAAAUACAAUUUUUGGAUCAUUUGCGGUUUAAGAAUUGUAUGCUGAUUAAUAAGUCAGACUUAACAGUGUUUUGUAGUGACUGACAGAAGUAAAUGUGCAGGCAGCUGACCUUUACCCCCACUUUCCUAAUGUAAUCAUUUAUUUUACUGUAGUGUUUUAUGGGCUUUUUUGUUUAAUAAAAUGUUUUAGACUCUUGUUCUUCAGUAUGAAACAUGGCUUAGUAACAUCACUUUUAGAUGUUUAACAAAAUAAAUUUAAUGUUCAGAAGUCUCUCAUCA